Paramecium sonneborni is the source of this 786-nucleotide messenger RNA. NCBI's taxonomy places the organism in Eukaryota, Ciliophora, Oligohymenophorea, Peniculida, Parameciidae. The record is from the annotation of a GenBank genome assembly.
AUGAAAAAUUAUAAUUAUCUCUUUAAGUAUAUUAUUGUGGGAAAUACUAGUUAGUAAUUUUAUAAUUGAUGAAGGUGUAGGAAAAAGUUGUUUACUUCUGCAAUAUGUUGAGUAAAAAUUUAGAAGUGCUCAUUAAGUUACAAUGGGAGUAGAAUUUGGAACUAAUAUUAUCUAAUCUAAUAAUCAUGUUAUAAAAUUACAUAUUUGGGAUACUGUAAGAUGACUAUCAAUAAUUUUAGGCUGGAUAAGAAUCUUUUUCAUCAAUGAUUCGUGCUUAUUAUAGAAAGUAUUUUUAGAUUAAAGUAGUGCAAUUGGAUGUGUUUUAGUGUUUGAUUUGACUGAUAGAAAAUCAUUUGAGGCUUUAAUUAAAUGGCAUAAUGAAGUGCUGACUUGUACUGGUAAUGAUAUUUAAAUUAUUAUUGUUGGGAAUAAAAAUGAUUUACAGAAUAGGUAUGCUUUUUCCAUAUUAAUAGUUAGAGAAGUUUAAGAAAAAGAAGCAUUAGCACUUGCCUAAAAAUUUAAUGCAAAUUACAUUGAAGCAUCUGCUUUAAAUGGAUUUAAUGUUGUUGAGAUUUUUGAAAAUCUGACAUAAUAAAUAUUAAAAGAAAUAUAAAAUGGUGAAAUUGAUCCAUAAAAUGAGGUAAAACUUAUAACUAUUAAAAGAUUUAUGGUAUAAAAAUUGGAGAUUUUGAAAAGAGAAGAAAUUCAGACAUCGUUCCUAAAAGUUAAAGAUAUUCAGUAUAAGUGAGUUAUCCUAUUUAAAAACAGAGAUGGGAAUGUUGUUGA